AUGUGCAAUUACCCCCACUCCGUGAAUUUGUGCAAAAAUCCAAACGUUCAUGGUUGUUUUGGUAAUUUACUCCCUUUUCUCCAUAAUUUCGCUUCUCACCCUCGGUCAGCAGCCACCUCUCCCAGUGGCGAGCAGCAGAUCAAGCGGCCGCAGUCAGACAAUCAAUCCUCCUGCCACAUCCGAGUCCAAUUCCAAACCCUAAACCUGAAAAAUUCCCGCCAAAUCCCCUUGCUCCGGUCCUUCUCCUCCCACGACGACCACCUCACGAAGGACGAGGUCAUCGAUCGUGUCCUCGACGUCGUCAAGAGCUUCCCCAAGGUCGAUCCCUCAAAGGUGACGCCUGAGGUCCACUUUCAGAAGGAUCUGGGGCUGGACAGCUUGGACAAUGUGGAGAUUGUGAUGGCUUUGGAGGAGGAGUUCAAGCUCGAGAUCCCGGAUAAAGAGGCGGAUAAGAUUGAUUCGACUGCGCUUGCGAUCGAGUACAUUGCGAACCACCCGAUGGCAGGUUAAUUCUUGGGGGGUAAAAAGGUCGUUUUUUGUUGUAAUUUUAGUGGUUUUUUUUUUUUUUUUUUUUCGAAGGGUUAAACUAUUGAAUCGAUGGAAAAUAAUGUUGCUUCUGACUUUGCGUGCAGCUUGAAUAUGAAUAUUGCGCCUUGGCUGCAUUACUUUUACAUGUAUUCUGAUCGAUAAGUGUUUUGUUUAUGCUGCAGCUUUUUCAA
Molecule: messenger RNA, 719 nt
Organism: Asparagus officinalis (garden asparagus)
Lineage: Eukaryota; Viridiplantae; Streptophyta; Magnoliopsida; Asparagales; Asparagaceae
Product: acyl carrier protein 1, mitochondrial-like
Exons: 2
Coding region: 1-510 (169 amino acids)
Biological process (GO): fatty acid biosynthetic process
Cellular component (GO): mitochondrion
Molecular function (GO): acyl carrier activity; acyl binding
Source: RefSeq, a predicted model, not a curated record